Asparagus officinalis (garden asparagus) is the source of this 1549-nucleotide messenger RNA. Its product is annotated as mitochondrial substrate carrier family protein P. The record is from RefSeq and is a predicted model, not a curated record. NCBI's taxonomy places the organism in Eukaryota, Viridiplantae, Streptophyta, Magnoliopsida, Asparagales, Asparagaceae. Bases 251 to 1270 code for a protein of 339 amino acids. Gene Ontology annotation, biological process: transmembrane transport. The transcript is spliced from 7 exons.
CGCGGCGUUGAGAAUCUUUUCCACAAUUCCACGCUCAAUAUAGUUUUGUCCGUGCCAGUAGAAAUCUCUCAAUCUCUCUCCCUCUCUCUCUCUAGAAUUCCUGCUUGCGUCCUCCCAUUUUCUUCUCUCUCCUCCCUCUUUCCUUUCUUUAGUCCUCCCAGUUCUGCUACCAAUCUUUUAGACCUGGAAAAUUCCCCUUUCUUAUGAGCUCUACAAAUUCCCUUUUCCCUUCUUCUUCUCAUCAACAACAAUGGCUGCUGAUGAUGAGAAGAAGAGACAGCCAAAUCAUGUGAUCGAGGGCUCGAUCCCGACGAUCGUGAAGGAGCUCUUCGCCGGCGGCGUCGCCGGUGGGAUCGCCAAGACCGCCGUUGCCCCGCUCGAGAGAGUCAAAAUUCUGUUCCAGACCAGAAAAGAAGAAUUUCAAAGUGUUGGGUUGUUUGGAUCUUUUAGAAAGAUUGCUCAGAAUGAAGGGUUGCUAGGGUUUUACAGGGGAAAUGGAGCAAGUGUUGCUCGAAUAGUACCUUAUGCAGCUUUACACUUUAUGGCUUAUGAGCAAUACCGCCGGUGGGUUAUUCUCGGUUUCCCAAAUAUUGGAAAAGGCCCUGUACUUGAUCUAGUAGCCGGAUCAAUUGCUGGAGGAACUGCUGUCAUAUGCACCUACCCUCUUGAUUUGGUUCGCACUAAAUUAGCUUAUCAGGUUGUUGGAUCAUCUAGGUCAAAGUUCAGAGGAUUAUCCAGCACUGAACAUGUUUAUAAUGGCAUAUUAGAUUGUAUUUCAAAAAUUUACAAAACAAAUGGCAUCAGAGGCCUCUAUCGAGGUGUUGGUCCAACCUUAUAUGGAAUCUUCCCAUACUCUGGACUAAAAUUCUACUUCUAUGAGGAGAUGAAAACCCAUGUUCCUGAAAAUCACAAGAAUGAUGUAAUUGUGAAGCUUGCAUGCGGAUCUAUUGCUGGUUUAUUAGGCCAGACAAUGACCUAUCCCCUUGAUGUUGUGAGGAGACAAAUGCAGGUACAAGCACUCUCAACUUCUAACCAGGAUGUGGCAAAGGGAACAUUGGAAAGCAUUGUGAUGAUUGUUCGAAAUCAAGGUUGGAGACAACUCUUCUCUGGCUUAAGCAUCAACUAUCUGAAGGUAGUUCCAUCUGUGGCCAUUGGCUUUACAGUCUAUGAUACGAUGAAAUCAAUUCUUAAGGUACCAUCUCGAGAUGAAAUUACUAUCCCAGUAGUAACCGAAGAAAGAAGUAGCUCAUCAUCUCUUCAUUCUGGUUGAUCGCCCGCAUACCUAUCAAAAUUUUCAUGUCAACAAAUAACAACCUAUGUUUGUUCACAAUUUCUGCUUCUGAGGGCACAUUCCUCUGUACAUUAUAACCGCCCCUCUCUAUACCCCUUCAUUGUUUUGGGGGAUAUUUUUUGCCCAGAGAAGCCACAAUUUUUUUUCCCCUUCAGUGCUGAUAAAUAAGCCAUCAAUGAUUCUUUGUUGUAUUUGGAUCGAUAUAAAUACUUACUGAAAUUAUGUCGUCAUUAUACACAUGGUAAUCCUUGUACGGCA